AUGGAAGCGUUAGAAAGGAGAGGAAAGCUAAUGGCCAUCGGAGCUAUACUUUUCAUCGUCUAUUGUUCUCAGUGUAAAGGUGUUGAAGGCAAGAAUCACACAAAGAUGUCAUAUGUAUGUCCACCGAAAUUCAUACGACUGGGACACAGCUGUUACUUCUUCAGUGAAAACAAGGCUACGUGGCAGACUGCACUCUUCUCUUGUAAGGAUCGCGACAGCAGUUUGUCAGUUCCAGCUCGAUGGGAAGAUAGGAACCUAAGAAACUAUCUGAAUAAACACGAUGUCGAAAAAAACAGUCGUUGGAUAGGUGGUAUCUACGACCACACAUCAAAGGCGUGGAAGUGGGGCGGAGAGCUACGCGAAAUGCACUAUCAGUCCUUCUCCAAGAUGAAGAAACUGUCUCCAGACGAGUUGAAGUGGCACUGUAUAGCUAUGGCUCCAGAAUUGCUGUACAGAUGGACACCUAAAAACUGCUUCGAACCUCAACAUUUCAUCUGCCAAACAAAACUGAAGAAAGUCCCCAAGUCGAAACUAAAGGAACUCCGAAGACGUUACCAGAGGAUGGGCAAGAUCAACGAAAUCACAGUCCCUAGUGUUAGCAGGGAAAUGGAGGACCCAAGGACCAAUGACGUCACAAGCAAUCCGGUUUUGAACCCCAAGUCCUACGACCUUCACCCGAGCCCGCUGCGCAAGAACCCUAUACGCAACAACCCGAAAGCGUACAACCUACGGCCAAACGAACUGAGAAAGCGAUCGAGACCCAACGCGCAACGGCGGCUUACUAAGCCAUUCCCAGGCUACCAAUGGAACCGUCGCGACCCCGAGGGCUCUUUCAAUUAUAACGCUGAGAUCCUCCGCUCUGGACGCACCGGGCUCAGUCCUCAACAGGUAAAGGGCCACCUCUCCCGUCUGCAGCACCUGCGAGACCGGCAGCUGGCGAGGCGCAAGCGACUCCGCGAACACGACGACUGGCUUGUCAACGAACCUGCGAUAAUCCACACACACGCUAGAACCUACACUGUCGACAACAACAUAAGUGCUUUACAUCCCAAAACUAUCGUUGAAGAGUUUGAUAUGAUGCCCCCUGCGCCUGUCGUCGUACCCAGACCGACCCGCGGCAUUUGG
Brenthis ino (lesser marbled fritillary) is the source of this 1125-nucleotide messenger RNA. The record is from the annotation of a GenBank genome assembly. NCBI's taxonomy places the organism in Eukaryota, Metazoa, Arthropoda, Insecta, Lepidoptera, Nymphalidae.